AUGACUGAUCCUUCCAACCGCGAGGAAUUGUUCCCUGAAAUUGGUACAGCUGCCCAGAAUGUUUCUGGCACCGACAAUGAAAGUACUGGCGUCCAGGAAGUUGAGUCUUUGUGCAUGCAAUGCCAUGAGAAUGGUAUCACAAGACUUUUCUUGACAGUCAUCCCUUACUUUCGAGAAAUCAUUUUAACUUCUUUUGAAUGCCCUCACUGUGGCUUCAAGAAUGCUCAGGUUCAACAUGCUGAGGCUGUUCAAACAGAGGGCUCUAGUUUCACUCUCCAAGUCAGCGAGAAAGAUGACCUUAAUCGUACUAUUGUCAAGAGCAACGAAGCUGUCAUCCGUAUCCCCGAGCUUCAAUUAGAAAUUCCUGGACGCCUUGGCCAAUUGACCACGAUUGAAGGGGUUUUAAGCAACAUUCAUGAUGACUUGUCUAAAGAUCAAGAGGCUCGUAAAGAAUCCAUUCCUGAAGUGUAUCAGCAAAUUUCUCAAUUUUUGGAACGCGUUCUUCAAUUCCGUAAUGGAGAGGCUCCUUUCACAUUUAUCCUUGAUGAUGUUACUGGUAAUAGUUGGGUUGAAAUGAGACCCGGUAAAGAUGGUAAUCGCUGGACUCAAGUUAAGUACAAGCGUACCCUUGAACAAAACCACAAAUUGGGUCUUGUUAACACAGAUGAAGGUCAAAAUCCUGAAACUAAGGAAAAUACUAAUGCACCUGCCACUUUGGCUCACGAUGCUACUGCCGUAGAGGUUGAUCCUAGCGAAGUUCACACCUUCCAUUCUACUUGCCCAUCUUGCUCCCAUCCUUGUGAUACACACAUGAAGCUUUUAGAUAUUCCCCAUUUCAAGGAAGUAAUUAUCAUGUCCACUGUCUGUGACCAUUGUGGUUACCGUUCUAACGAAGUUAAAACCGGUGGUGCAAUCCCUGAUAAGGGUCGCAAGAUCACUUUGAAGGUCAUGGACACUGAGGACCUUUCUCGUGAUAUCCUCAAAUCUGAAACUGCUUCCUUGCAAAUUGCUGAACUUGGUUUAGACUUGUAUCCCGGUACCUUAGGUGGCCGAUUCACUACCCUCGAGGGAAUUCUCACUCAAAUUUAUGAUGAGCUUUACGGCCGUGUUUUCUCUCAAGAAAGCGAUUCUAUGACCCCCGAACAAAUCGCAACCUGGCAGCAAUUCCUUAGCAACUUGACAAAUGCUAAAGAAGUUGGUACUCAAUUCACCGUUGUUUUGGAUGAUCCUUUGGCUCAAAGCUAUCUUCAAAACUUCUACGCACCUGAUCCUGAUCCAAACAUGGUAAUUGAACAGUACGAUCGAAGCUUUGAAAUGAAUGAAGAGCUUGGUCUUAAUGAUAUGAAGACUGAAAAUUACCAACAGCCUACUGCUGACACAAAAAAGGAAUAA
Molecule: messenger RNA, 1392 nt
Organism: Schizosaccharomyces osmophilus
Lineage: Eukaryota; Fungi; Ascomycota; Schizosaccharomycetes; Schizosaccharomycetales; Schizosaccharomycetaceae
Gene: zpr1
Product: EF-1 alpha binding zinc finger protein Zpr1
Exons: 1
Coding region: 1-1392 (463 amino acids)
Cellular component (GO): cytoplasm; nucleus
Molecular function (GO): zinc ion binding
Source: RefSeq, a predicted model, not a curated record